Messenger RNA from Schizosaccharomyces cryophilus OY26, 708 nucleotides. RefSeq lists its product as uncharacterized. Bases 115 to 594 code for a protein of 159 amino acids. The transcript has a single exon. NCBI's taxonomy places the organism in Eukaryota, Fungi, Ascomycota, Schizosaccharomycetes, Schizosaccharomycetales, Schizosaccharomycetaceae. The record is from RefSeq and is a predicted model, not a curated record.
CGUCAGUAGAAUUUUAGUAGAAAACUGAACAACAUCUUUCUGCCUAAAGACUCGAAAAUUUCAAUAAUUAUAGAAAUUUAAAAGAAAAACAAGGGUUUUCUAUAAAAAAUAGUUAUGGAAGAUCAUCAGCCAGCUUCAUUUACUGCUACACUUUCAAAUCCCAGAAACAACAUCAUUGGGAUCCUUGUUGUGGUCAUUGGUAGUUUGAUUAAUCUGCUUCAUGUACAUCAAACGAAAGAAGGAGAAAAAACAAAAUCCCAUGUCUCAUUGGGACCUCCAGGACGCAUAAAAUGGACCACACUCUCAAUCAAUAGAGAGGUUCCUUGUGAUGUAAAACCCAAAGAAUUAGUCUUCAAAAUAUUUACAACUUUUGUCCUCUCUCAAUUGACCUUGCUCACAUUUGACUUGGCUAUAUUCGGUUUAACAAGCAUGGGAUUAAUUAUCACCUGGAAACUUUUUGAACAGGCAUGCAAGAACAAAGACGAUGACAAACUUUUAGCUGAACGAAAGGAAAGGUUUAAAAAUCAAGGACAAAGCAAGCAGGAAGAUAAAAAAAAGUCACAGAGUUUAAAGAAGAAAAAGAAGCAGAUUUAAAAACUCACGUGAAGCAGAUUUUUUAAAAUAAGUUCAUCAGUAGUUUCAUUUAAUGAAAUUUUUAUUCCUCAACGUUUUUAAAAACACAGUUCCAUUAACGUAAUAAGAUUCGGC